Xiphophorus maculatus (southern platyfish) is the source of this 8073-nucleotide messenger RNA. It is a transcript of the gene ppp2r3a, whose product is annotated as protein phosphatase 2 regulatory subunit B''alpha. Gene Ontology annotation, molecular function: calcium ion binding; protein phosphatase regulator activity. NCBI's taxonomy places the organism in Eukaryota, Metazoa, Chordata, Actinopteri, Cyprinodontiformes, Poeciliidae. The record is from RefSeq and is a predicted model, not a curated record. The transcript has 13 exons. Gene Ontology annotation, cellular component: protein phosphatase type 2A complex. Gene Ontology annotation, biological process: protein dephosphorylation. The coding region runs from base 1002 to 5210 and encodes 1402 amino acids.
CACACCCACACAUACACACGCGCGCAAACGCGCCGCGACGCGUACACACACGGAGCUCCAGUGAGUUGGAGCAAACCUCUGCUCCGUCUAGUCUCUCGGCUGCCGCGCCGCAGCUGGUUUGAUUCUGCGGGCAGCGCGGAGCCUCGUCGUGACAAGAGUUUUGGGGGGAAUCGGCCGAAGGAGGAGUGAGCCGCGGAGAAGGAAGGUGGUGUCCUGCAGUCAGACGUUCGAACAUAUGGCUGACAGCAUGAGGCCUUGAAAGAGCGUACAAGAGUGAGGGAUCUUAAGGCGCCCCGUCGUAGAGAGAAGACGGAGUCUCUGGCUAGUCCCCUGCUAUUUUUCAGCUGUGUUGGAGUCAGCAAGUUUUCUUCAGUCUUGCAAGGAAAAUGGGAUCUCUCUCUCUCUUUCUCUACAUGCCAUUUCCCUGUACAUGGGUAUGGGCCAGAGCAGCGUAAAGCCUUCCUGGCCUUGAAUGUGACCCCUGGGGCUGUUCUGUGGAGGUAUUUGUGAUAACCCUGCUGGAUGUUCUCUUGUCACCCUCCUUAUUAGUGGCUAAUGAGCUGCUGCUGGAGACCAAAAGGAGAAUGUGCCUGUUGAGAGAGGCGGGACCUUACAGCUGUUAUUAAGAGACCGAAGGAUCUCAGACAAGGAAGUCUUUGCCCUUCCCAAAAAAAAACAAAAAACAGCAGCUGCCUUUGAAACCAGCAGCUUUGAAAUUAUGAACAUAUUUUAACUCUGAAAGUUUUGAUAUGUCUUCCUUUUCUGGUAUUAAUUAUUCAUAUUCUGUGUUAGUAUUAUAUGUCUGUUGACAAUGACAUGAAUCAGAUCAAAGACGCAUUAUUUCGACAUGAUGAUUCAGCCAUUGAACAUGUAUGUGUUACUUUUUAAAAGUGAAAAUUAUUAACAAGCGGAUCUCUUAUGAAACUUUGUUACACAUCUCUUGUUUGUUGUAAAUUUUAUUACCUUUGACCAUCUUAUGUCUUGAAAAAAAAUUGGUCACCAUGGCAGCAGCCUAUCGUGUCGUUGUAAGCAGUGUGAGCUGCUACAACAGUGUGGUGGUGGACCGACGUGCUCACUCCCAAGCUGUGCACUACUGUGCAGGGCCAUGCGGGGCGCUGUCCCAAGGUUUAGACUGUACCAUUGCACACCGUGGCACGUGCUCUGAGUUUCUUGUUGCCCCUGAUGCCACAUUCAAUGACUUCAACAGCUCGCCCAUACAACCCCGUAACAUGAUCUCUCCCCACCUUCCUAACCAUAAUAAACUUUGUAUUUCCAUGGAUACUAUUCAUAACGGUGGUCUGGAGAGGGCGGGCAGCAGUGGCAAUUUGUCUUUAGGGGAAGACAGCCCCACAUGGCGGGGUAAAAAGACCUCGAGUAGCACAGGAUCUACUGGCAACCUGAGCUGCUCUGGCAGCUUGAAGGACAUUACUGAAGAGGCCAUUAACCUGGCCAGCGGCAAGCUCAAAGAAUUUUCUUUUGACAAGCUCCGCCUGUCCUCCUCUAGUCAUGUUACUCUCCGCAAAGGACGUAAAGUACGCCCUGACUCUUUUAGUCGUCGCUCAACUGACCUGGAGAUCAUCUAUGGCCACUUCAGCUCCAGUCUUACAACAAGCACAACAACUAAUAGUAUGACAAAUGGCAUAAUUACUUCUAAUGAUGAAAAUGUGCCACCAUUUAUGCUAGGGAAAGGAAAUGGGGCAGAAGAAACAAAGUUAAAGGGGAGCUCUGGUUCUCUGUCAGCCACCACAAAAGUGGGGAAUGGCUCAACAAGCAGCCUUUCAAGUAUUGGAUCACUGGACCAGAGUCUAAAUACAGUGGCAUCACUGUACCGCACCACCCUUGGAGAGGAGAACCUAAUUGCCCGACUGCUAGAGAAGACAAGGGCAGAAGCUGGCAGUGGGGGGGCAGGUGGUGAGGACAUCCGUGCCUGCCUUGACAUCCUGCUUAAAUGUUCUGAAGACCUAAAGAAAUGCACUGACAUCAUCAAACAAUGCAUCAGGCGCAAGGCAGGUGGAGGGCCAGAGGAUGGAGGAACAAAUCCUGACAGUGUUUAUCGGGCUGUGAUGACCAGACUCAGCUCCUAUCUCAAGAGACUUCCUUUAGAGUUGGAAGGGGUUGGAAGUUUGGGAGGCACGGGGCAGGGUGGUCAAGGCACACCUGGAAGCGGGCACAGUGACCUCGCUGAAUUGAUCAACACAAUUCACUCUAUCCAACAGGGACCCUUUUCUCCAAUCUUUGGCAAUGAACAACCUCCCCGCUAUGAAGACGUUGUGCAGUCACCUCCCAUCUCCAAGAAAUUUUUACACUCAACAUCUUCUGCUCCUUCAUCAGCCUCUCCUUCAUCCACAUUAUUAAAAUCAGAUUCCAUCCAUACCAAAUCAGUCCAGAGUUCAGUUUCGCCAAAGGGUACCUCACUUACCAAUGGACUACAGUCCACACAUGCUUCUUUGACCACCCGGCACACUCUGUCUCCUCCACCUGUGACAUGUUCGCCUUCUAGUUCUUCUCCAACACACUCACCCUCCCCUCUUCGAAACUCUCCUACAUCAUCAUUCACACACACUCCCCCGACAUCACCCAUGGAAGCACUAUACAUCGAGGAAGAGGAGGCAGAAAUCGGAAAGACUGCAGAUCAUAUCUCACAGCUGACACACAUGCCAACCAGAGGGAUUAACAAUACCCAGAACAAAAAUGGAACUAUCAUGGGGCAACAACUGCACUUAUCCCAAUCUAACACAGCUAAUAACUCUUCACAUCAUUUGCCAGGAAGCUCCGGCUACAUUCCCACUUGGCCUUCCUCCACCUCUUUAACAGUCUCAACACCCAAAGCUACUUCACACAGAAAUGAUGACAUUGAUAAGCUACUGAUGGACUUGGAGAAUCUCUCUCAGAGUAUGAGCCAUCCUAGAACCACAGAGCCUCCACUUCCUGCUAAGACCAGGAAGAGAGGAGUAGCACAAGCGAUUAUCUCCAAUGAGUCUCUUACUCAAGCCAAAAUGGUUCAAUACCAGGUUCAAAAACCAGCCAGCCACCUGGGCAUGAAUGGUGUUAACUCCAGGGUGACCCAGAGCCCCACUCCUCCUCAGGGAGAGAACAGUGAACCUGGCACAGGAGAUGAAGAGGAUGGGGCACUGUUGUUGAGAAUUCUUGAGAGCAUUGAAAGUUUUGCCCAGGAACUUGUUGACUCUGGGGCAGGGAGUUCAGGUAGUGCCGAGAGAAAAGUUGGAAAGGAGAAGGAGGUGAUGAGGCUCCUGCAGGAUACACUUGUCACUGCUGGUAGGGCCGAAACACCAGACAACACAACCCCACCGGUAGUCCCCACUGCUCCCUCCAUGCACACAGCUAUAGUCCAACCUGUGGCUUCAAACCACACUCAGGAAAAUGCACCCAAAGUUUUAUCUGCAUUAGCUUUUACAAGUGCAGCAUCUGAAGCGGAGUGCAAUGCUGCAGUUGAAUCUGAACCUAGAACUACAUCAGAUGCUGAUCCAGAAAAUUUGUCUAAGUCAGUGCCAGAUGAAACUACUGAUACUUCUACGGUCGAGGUUCAUUCAGAAUCCCCUCCUGCUUCUGGAGCUUAUACAGCUGGAAACCUUCAGGAUUGCACCCUUGAAGAUGAACCUGCACCUGCAGUCUCUGUGGAAGAACCAUCUUCUGUUGCCAUAUCAGCCACAGAAGAUGCCGUCAUUGCUGAUGGUGAACCCUUGGCUUCGAAAAACACUGGUUCUACCCUUCUCAUCCAGCAGACUCCAGAGGUCAUCAGGCUCCAGCCCAAACUGGAAAAGAAGCCAGGAACACCUCCUCCAGCGCCGCCCGCAACCACAGCUUCUCCGCCCCCCACGCCACGUUCGCCAAGCCCUCCUCCAGCGCCGGUGGUCAUCACUCCCCCUCCUCCUGCCGUUAACAUUCCCAGGUUCUACUACCCUCGUGGGCUCCCUGCCCUGGGCCCGACUGCCAACCACGACGCAACCAUCGCUGCCAUAGAGACGGCCUUCGCCGAGUUCGAGGAGGAGAAGGCUGACAUUUAUGAGAUGGGCAAGAUAGCAAAGGUGUGUGGAUGUCCGCUUUACUGGAAGGCAGCCAUGUUCUACGCUGCUGGUGGUGAGAGGACGGGCUUUGUGUCGGUUCACUCAUUUGUUGCAACAUGGAGGAAGUUGCUAUACAGUUGCCAUGAUGAUUCAUCGAGGUUUAUUUAUCUGCUAUCUAAACCUGGGCUUACGUACUUGGAACAGGAAGACUUCAUUCCUCUUCUCCAAGACAUUGUGGACACACACCCUGGACUCACGUUUUUGAAGGAUGCCCCUGAAUUCCACUCGCGCUACAUUACUACGGUUAUCCAGCGGAUAUUUUAUGUGGUGAACCGCUCCUGGACGGGCCGCGUCACCAUGACAGAGCUGCGCAGGAGCAACUUCCUGCAGACGCUGGCCCUCCUGGAAGAAGAGGACGACAUCAACCAGAUCACCGACUACUUCUCCUACGAACACUUCUACGUCAUCUACUGCAAGUUCUGGGAGCUGGACACCGACCACGACCUCUACAUUGACCCCAAGGACCUGUCGAGAUACAAUGACCACUCAUCCUCAAACAGAAUCAUCGACAGGUUGUUUUCCGGUGCUGUAACCCGGGGCAACGCCGUGCAGAGAGAAGGCAGGAUGAGCUACGCUGAGUUUGUCUGGUUCCUCUUAUCUGAGGAAGACAAGAAAAACCCAACCAGCAUAGAGUACUGGUAUCGCUGCAUGGACGUCGAUGGCGACGGCGUUCUCUCCAUGUUUGAGCUGGAAUACUUCUAUGAGGAGCAGUGCGAGAGGAUGGAGAGGAUGGGCAUCGAACCGCUGCCCUUCCAGGAUUUGCUCUGCCAAAUGCUUGACUUGGUCAAGCCCGAGAAUCCAGGUAAAAUAACCCUGAGCGAUCUGAAGCGCUGCCGGAUGGCUCACAUAUUCUUCGACACAUUUUUCAAUCUGGAGAAAUACCUGGACCACGAGCAGAGAGAUCCAUUUGCAGUGCAAAAGGACAUUGACAGCGAAGGUCCAGAGCCAUCUGACUGGGAUAAAUAUGCUGCAGAGGAAUAUGAGAUACUGGUAGCAGAGGAAACUGCAAACGAACAGCUCCAUGAAGGGACGUUUGAUGACGACUAUGAAUCUGAGGAGCUUCAGGUCCCAGGAGAGAUUGGGAAUAAGAUGGAAAAACUGGUCAUAUCCGACCUGUCGGCAUAAAUCUCUUUUUGUGGAAUUGCUCGGCAUCUGCGUGUGGGUGAAACAUAGGAUCUAAAUGGAAAUAAGGGACUUCCUGGCUCCUCUCAGGAAGGAGUUUAUGAAUGUGUUUGUGUAUGUACACUUCUGUUUUACUGUGUGCUUGGCGUAACUAUGCAUUCACACACAUGGACAGCACAAUAUCUCUGCUCUUUGAUCCAUUUGAGAAGACGGACGGUGACAGUGGAGAGAAAAAGAACUGCUUGAUAAGCUCGACGGAGACUGGGAGAAAACUACUUAAACUGUAAAAACAAACAGAAAAAAAACUUCUUUGUGAAUUCUCUACUGACAAUCAUGCCAAAAGACAAUCUGUUUUCUUUUUUUUAAAAAAAGAGUUUUUACCGUUGCUGUGCCAAAUUUAGACCGACGCAGACAAACUUUAAGCUGAGAGUUCUUUAAAGUUGUUAAAGCCACUGCCACUGAGGAUCAACAGCGCUCUCCUCCCUGUGACGUACACACAGACCCGGCCCUCAGGAACAUGCUGCGUGUGCAGUUUGUCACUGCGUUUCUGGUGAAGGAAGUUGUUAAGACUCAAGUCCCCUCAGGGAGAGGUCAUGUAACUGUUUGGGGACGAUCGCAACACUAUCUCCUCUCUGUGGCCAGUAUGGGCUACUGCAUGGAUCAGGACGACUGGGUUUUUAGUUCCCGCGUUGGUGUUGGUGGUCCGGUCCCCCUCACUGCCGGAGCUGCUCAUCCUCUCCCGGACUCCCCCCCCCGUUUUAGGUCACGGACUGUAACGUUCAAUCCCUGCAUUUCAGAUGACGUUGAGGAAAGACGCACAUGAAAGGAAGUGUGCUGCCAGUCGUAUCAAACUCUCUGGUAGGGUUGUCCAAACAUUUCCACGUGUCACCUCUGUGAUAAUGCAAACAGUAUAUUUUAUUUUAGGAUAUGUGUGUCCCUCCUGCUGGUCUGCUUCAGUAUUUUUUUUUCUUUAUUUUUACACUUUUAUAUCUCUAAUAUGCUAGAUCUAACAACUGAUGUCUCCUGUCCCCAAGCACAGGCACAGCCCAGUAUUGUUAGUUAUUAAAAUAGGUUAAAGGGUAUAAAAAUUUUUUUUUUCUUUACAAUUUCAUUCACCAAGUUGAACAGCUGUCUGUUAAGCAUUUUUUUUGUCCAGAUGUUGUAAGUUACCAUUCACAUGUGCGGUGAAUAGUGACUAAACUUUAUGAUUUCCAUACUUGUUAGACAAAAACACUUUGCAGUUAAAAUUAUGAAGUUAUUUCAUGCUGAACAUGCUGUUCUUUUGCUAAUAUUUCAGCCUACACCAUAUUGUUAGUAGUUUUUGCCCUAUUGAACAUAACAUACACAAUGUACCAUAGCUUUUCUGACAUCUUGCCCCAGUAACUCAAAUCACACAGAUUGAGGAAAAAUCCGUGAUAGUGUUCUUUUUUUAUUUUAUUUGAUUUUUUUAAAGGGACGGUUAAACAUUUUGAAGUGAAGUUCUAUAAAGUUUAUCUGGAGUUAAAGUCAGUAAAUAACUCUCCUGAUUUAAUGGAAAUCCAGAUUAAUUGAAACUGGAGGUUGAAGCUAGCAACUAGGACCAAAUUGAAAAUGAAAAAACAUAAGAAGUGUCAAAAACUAAAUAGCAGGUUGCGUUAGCUGUUUUCUUCUUGAAACUGUCCUAUUUGUAUUGGAUUGGGGUUUUUUUACAGACCAUUUAGUGAAAUUUUACCUAAAAAAAUUCAGGUUGAAGGCAGUGAGUAACAAUUGUACUUCCUGAAUGAAACACACAGUAACAACAGAAUUGACCACAAUAGUCUGCUUUGGUCUCAGCCCCUCUUGGACUAGCUGUUCGCUUUGCCCUCCAGGACCAACCAAUCUAGAUUGAAACUAAACAAUAAUAAUAAUAACUCCUUAAUUUUUAUUUUUUUUAAAAAUACGUUUAAAUGACAUUAUUUACUUAAGCUGCACUCACAGGGACAAGUGCCUGUGUCUACCUAAGCUAGCACCAUGUGAAGGCUUACAAAUCACUGGCGGAAAAGUGUGUUUUAGGAGCGCUUGUUUGGUGUUGCCAUUAAGGUUGUGCUGAAUAGCUUUGCACUGCACAGGUCUUGAUUAUUAUUUUUUUAAUCAAGAGUAGAUUUGGUCUUGUCUCAGAUUCACUGCUACAUACCUCCUCUUGUUGUACACAGUUUGUAUUCAAAGGGAUUAAGAGCUGUAAAGAUUUACAGCAUCUACCUUAAACUCUCCAAUUCUGCUUUAUACUAAUUGUAAAUCUAUCUUCUGUAUUAAACUGUAUUUUAACAACUAUUAUAAUAUAAGCCAUUCGAGCUGCGAUAAGCCUGAUUAUUUUAUGACCUGUCAUGAUUUGUAUUGUUGUGCCACUGUGUGGCUUGGGAGGGGGGUGGGGGGUAAAUUAUGGUAGAUGUGUGUUUGUUAGCUUGUUAGAUUUGUGGAGUUUUAUCACUAGAAUUAGAUGAAAUCCUCCGUUUUCUCCAUUCUGACAAUCACACAAACGGAAACCUUUAAACUUUCUCUCUCAUACACACUCACUCUCUGUAUGUAAAAAGAAGAGGGUUGUUGUACUUAACAUUUCUGUUCUAUGCAAUGUGUCCCGGUGCUCAAAUGUGUCGCAUCACAAAACGAAAGAAGCCAUGCAGGACUUUAGCGUUAUAUCUCUGUAAGGAGAGAGGCAGGAAGGACUUUUAUUGUGACAUUCUUCCUCUUGUACAGAGAAGACAGGAGGAUGUUCAUUGUUGCAUAUUGUGUUAGCAUGCUUUUUGUUCUUUCCUGCUUUCUUACUUGCUGACUUUCUUUCCCUUUUCUUAUGCUGCCUUUAUCUGAAGUUUAUGGUUAAGACAUUUUCAAUAAAGCUGCUUCAUUAAUC